AGGGGGCGGGGUCGAGAGACAAAGGCGUGUUGCUCGCUCGGGGCGUGCGUGCGUGCGUGCGUGCGUGCGAGGGUCGUCGGACGGGGGCUCGGCUGCAGGCUGCACACUCGCGGCGUCCUCCUUCGUCCUUCCGGCGGCGGCGGCAGCAGGUGCAUCCAGAGAAAACCAGAUCAGAGCGCCAGACGUUGCGGCGGAGGCUACAUGCUAGCGCUCGUCUUUGACAUCCAACAAGAAGUUGAACACACCCAAAAAGCCGAGAUGGACUUUGUGAUGAAACAAGCUUUAGGCGGUGCCACCAAAGACAUGGGCAAGAUGCUGGGCGGCGAGGAGGAGAAGGACCCCGACGCGGCCAAGAAGGAGGAAGAGCGCCAGGAGGCUCUGAGGCAGCAGGAGGACGAAAGGAAGGCCAAACACGCCCGCAUGGAGGCCGAGAGGGAGAAGGUCCGGCAGAGCAUACGGGACAAGUACGGCCUGAAGAAGAAGGAGGAAAAGGAGGCCGAGGAGAAGGCGGCCUUGGAGCAGGCGUGCGAGGGCUCCCUGACGCGCCCCAAGAAGGCCAUCCCCAGGGGCUGCGGGGACGACGACGACGACGACGACGACGGCAGCAUCCUGGACACCGUCCUCAAGUUCCUGCCCGGCCCGCUGCAGGACAUGUUCAAGAAGUAGACCGACCGGACGGACGGCGAGGAAGCAAGGAAUCGUGGGAAAGGACAGGGCAGGUUUAAAAAAAAAAAAAAAAAAAAAAAAAGGGGAAUUGUGGGAAAGGUGAUUUGUAUUCUUGGCAAACUGUUGCAGGCUUCACACUGCCUUUUUUUUUACUCCUCACAACAUUUUUUAUUUCAUUUAAUCCUAUCAGGCCUUUCGAUUGGUAGGCCGUCACCUGUCGCUAGGCGGACGCCACCAAAUCCAAAGUACGUAUUUGCGACACGUGCCUUCAUCGCAAAUGGAUGUGGGAACUGCAUGCUGACGUUUAGGGCCGUCUGAUUGGCCAGCUGGCGAACAGGAAGUAGCGACGCUGCCGCAGUUACCGCCCAUCACUUUUUGUGGGAGUCGAAAGCCCCUUCCCGAGUUUUCAUGGCAUUAUGGUGAACCCGCAUCAGAAAGUAAACGUCACUUGGCCCCAUUGUGUAACGAUUUAAAAGACGCUUACGCAAUGAGGAAUAACUCCGUAUCGGUGUGAACGUUUCCGAAGGCGCAUAAACACCGUCUUCACUGUUACGUCUCCGAUGCGGCAAUUUUGGGGAGACUCUACGGGUACGGUCAACAUUCCAAAUUUCCCAGCGUCCUCUGUUAAUUAUCUAAUUGCGGGCUUCUGUUUCUCUGUGUGAAAGUGUACACCUUUGCUGGAUUGUGUCAGAAAGAGCCCAUUUUCGCAGAAUCUGUGUGAAAGGAGCUCGUCAUUCCAAGGUUCCCUCUUGGUUUUGCUUUUGGUUUUGGUUUUUGACACGUAUUUGUGGUGGUGCGCUCCCGCUAGACAAUCAGUACAAACUUCUGGCAUUGGGAAACAGUACUGGGCGCGAGGUUAAACUUGUUAUGCUUUCUCAAAUUCAAAUUCAUCACCACGGAGACCAAAGAUUACCAUUGCUUUGCAAACAGAAAAAUCCCCACUCAACUAUGACGCCACGCUGUGCGUCAGUGGUGCGCGUACAUUAGUGGCGUGUCAACGAUGCACUCUUGGCGCAUCAGCGGUGCAUUUCGGGUGCAGUAGUGGUGUGACAACAAUGCAAUUGUGGAGUAUCAGCGGUGCGCUCUCACUGUGUUACUUGAGCAUUGCAUCAGAGGCGCAUUAUUGGUGCAUUCGGGGUACAUUAGUGGUGCGCCAGUGUUGCAUCGUUGGCGAGUUAGUUGUGAGCGGUAAAUGUGACAAAGUGCCACCCAAUCCAAAGGUAACAUAAUAAGCGUUUGGACGAGCUAACAGCUUUAGCGUGUGGCUAAAGGCUACGAAGCUAUGAAGUUAAGUGGUUUGCUUUUUUGUCAGCGGUUGACAGGCGGGAAGAACACAAAACACUCGUGUAGUUGUUGACUUGACGGCGACAAAGUAGAAGAAGAUUCCGGACUAGACCACAAAGCCAUACGCUUUAGACUUUUUGUCAUAAUUCCUUCAAUAUUUUUCUUUUGUGUUUGUGUGCGUGUGUUGCGUGAACAUGUACACGACACGCAUAUAGGAAGAAACUAUUGUGUUUGUGCGUCUCUGUGUGUUGUUGUCUAUGUGUGUCUUAAUACUCAAUGCAUUCCUCACGCAUGCCAACUGAAGACCAAAUGUAUUAUUUAUUUGAUUGAUUUAUUGGAGCAAUCAUGGAAAAAAUACAAAAUGAACAAUAGUCAAAUAUUAGAGAACAAUUCAAUCGUAUCAGACAAUAAUAUUAAUGACUAAUACACAAAUAUCAGAUAACAAUACAAAAAUAUUUGACACAUAUAUUUUUAAAUAAUGCAAAAAUAGCUGAAAAGUAUUUGAUGAAAACGACCCAAGUAUUAGAAGAUAUACUUGUAAAUGUUGGUGCCUGAUUAUGAAAUUCAUUGAUGAGUUUGUGUUUACGUGUGACAUUAAUGUAUUGGUCUGCAUUUUCUGUUCCGCCGGUCACAUGUUUGCUCUUCUGUCCUCCUAUUGGCUAAACCACGCGCCUUCCUAAAGGGCUAUUCCGUGUUUCGUGUUCCACGUUUUAACGUUGGCCAUGCUGCCUCCAGUGUUUUUAAAGACACUCUGUAAUAUUAGACAGUAUAAAAACAUACAGUCAUGACAUAAAUCAAUAGAAUUAAACAGUUUUUGUCA
This is a messenger RNA of Phyllopteryx taeniolatus (common seadragon), 2770 nucleotides long. Its product is annotated as complexin-2. Gene Ontology annotation, cellular component: SNARE complex; terminal bouton. The coding region runs from base 202 to 666 and encodes 154 amino acids. The transcript has 4 exons. Gene Ontology annotation, biological process: regulation of neurotransmitter secretion; neurotransmitter transport; synaptic vesicle exocytosis. Gene Ontology annotation, molecular function: syntaxin binding. The record is from RefSeq and is a predicted model, not a curated record. NCBI's taxonomy places the organism in Eukaryota, Metazoa, Chordata, Actinopteri, Syngnathiformes, Syngnathidae.